This is a messenger RNA of Tripterygium wilfordii, 2967 nucleotides long. RefSeq lists its product as uncharacterized. The transcript has 9 exons. Gene Ontology annotation, molecular function: nucleic acid binding. Lineage: Eukaryota; Viridiplantae; Streptophyta; Magnoliopsida; Celastrales; Celastraceae. The record is from RefSeq and is a predicted model, not a curated record. Gene Ontology annotation, biological process: DNA integration. Bases 1 to 2967 code for a protein of 988 amino acids.
AUGGCAACUACCAACACCCUCAUUGAUGUCAAGAUGGGGGUUCUUACUAUGACAGUUUUUGAUAAAACUAUUCAGUUUCGGCUCUUUGAAGCUAUGAGACAUUCUAAUGGUGUAAAAUCUUGUUUCUGGGUGGAUGUGGUGGAUAGAAGAGUUGAUAUGGAGCUGCAUAGAAAUGAUACAAUCAUUGCUUUGGAAGCUUUUCUAGUGGGAGACAUUGAGAGGACUUUUGACAAUGACACUCAAGAAGUCGUAAAUAUGUUUGAGGCUUCUCCUAGUUAUCAAUACAAGUGGCAUCCGACUUUUGAAAAUUUGAGGGACUCUCCAAAUCCUGAGAAACUAGAACCAUCUAUAGUGAGUCCGCCAGAGCUAGAGUUGAAGCCUUUGCCCGCACACUUGCGAUAUGCAUUCAUAGAUAUCCGUGGCAUUAGCCCUUCUAUGUUCAUACACCGCAUUUUGAUGGAGGACGGAACUAAGGCCACUAGAGAAGGACAAAGAAGAUUAAAUCCCAACAUGAAAGAAGUUGUCCGGGGUGAGAUUUUGAAGCUCUUGGAUGUAGGCGUUAUUUAUCCUAUUUCUGAUUCCAAGUGGGUGAGCCCAGUUCAUCUUGUGCCGAAGAAAUCUGGGAUUACUGUAGAAGCCAAUGAGAACCAUGUGCUUAUUCCUACUCGGAAGGUCACGGGGUGGAGAGUUUAUGGUUAUUUUGGCUAUAACCAAAUUUCCAUUGCUCUCGAAGAUCAAGACAAGACUACUUUCACUUGUCCAUUUGGAACAUUUGCUUAUCGUCGGAUGCCUUUCGGCCUUUGCAAUGCUCCUGCAACAUUUCAGCUUUGCAUGAUGAGUAUCUUUUCUGACAUGGUGGAGCAUUUCAUUGAGAUAUUUAUGGAUGAUUUCUCUGUCUUUGGGUCAAGUUUUGACAAUUGCCUUCAAAAUCUGUCUUUUGUGUUGAAGAGAUGUGAAGAAACCAAUUUGGUUCUAAAUUGGGAGAAAUGCCACUUUAUGGUGCAACGAGGCAAUGUGUUGGGGCAUGUUAUCUCCAAAAAUGGGAUUGAAGUUGAUCCGGCUAAGAUUGAGCUUAUAUCGAAGCUUCCACCUCCAAUCAAUGUGAAAGGAAUUCGCUCUUUUCUUGGACAUGCAGGGUUCUAUAGGCGGUUCAUUCAAGAUUUUUCUAAAAUUGCUAGGCCUUUAUGCAACCUUUUGGCCAAAGAUGCAGUUUUUCUAUUCGAUGAAGCUUGUAUGAGGGCAUUCAAUUUGUUGAAGGAGAAACUUACUACCGCUCCAAUUAUGAUGCCUCUGGAUUUUUCUUUGCCAUUUGAAAUUAUGUGCGACGCUUCUGACUUUGCCAUUGGAGCGAAAGAGUUGUUGGCCAUUGUCUUCGCCUUGGACAAAUUUCGCCCAUAUUUGGCAUGCUCUAAAGUGAUUGUCUAUUCCGAUCAUGCGGCAUUGCGGUAUUUGUUAUCAAAGAAAGAUUCCAAGCCAAGGCUCAUUCGUUGGGUACUUCUCCUCCAAGAGUUUGAUUUGGAGAUUCGGGAUAAGAAGGGGUGUGAGAAUGUAGUUGCUGAUCAUCUUUCUAGGCUUGCUAUCAAGGAGAGUGGUGCAAAAGAUAUGGAUUUCAAUGAGACCUUUCCGGAUGAGCAGUUAUUCGAGGUUGAGGAGGUCCCUUGGUAUGCAGAUAUUGUUAACUACUUGAUUAUCAGGCGAUGUAUUCCGGUUAAUGAGCAAGAAAGUGUUCUUCAUUUUUGCCACACCCAUGUUUGUGGAGGGCACUUUGGGGGAAAGAAAACUUCGGCCAAGGUGCUUCAAUCCAGAAAUCAAAUGCCAUUGAAAAAUAUUUUGACUAUUGACCUAUUCGAUGUGUCGGGGAUUGAUUUCAUGGGUUCAUUCCCCAAUUCCCAUGGAAAUCUAUAUAUUUUGGUGGCAGUCGAUUAUGUGAGAAAAUGGGUGGAGGCUUCACCGUGUAAAACUAAUGAUCAUGGUGUGCUUUUGAAUUUCUUGAAGAAUAUGAUUUUUGCAAGGUUUGGAACCCCACGAGCUAUUAUUAGUGAUGGUGGAUCACAUUUUUGCAACAAGCCCUUUAAGAAAUUGAUGAAAAAAUGUGGGGUCACUCAUAAGGUUGCUACACCUUACCACCCGCAAACGAGUGGCCAGGUGGAGAUAUCGAACCGGGAGAUCAAGCAUAUUCUUGAGAAGACGGUCUCUUCUAAUAGAAAGGAUUGGAGCGUUAAGCUUAAUGAUGCUCUUUGGGCUUAUCGGACCGCUUUCAAGACUCCUAUUGGCAUGUCUCCUUACAGGUUAGUCUUUGGGAAGCCUUGUCAUUUACCGGUAGAGCUGCAACAUCGAGCAUAUUGGGCAAUCAAGGUUCUGAACUUUGAUCUCCAAGAAGCUGGCCAAUUGUGGAAGCUCCAACUUAAUGAGCUUGAUGAGCUUCGGAAUGAUUCCUAUAAGAAUGCUAAAAUCUACAACGAAAAGACCAAACUCUUUCAUGAUAAACAUAUCUCAAGGAAGGUAUUUGAACCGGGUCAAAAAGUCUUGCUUUAUAAUGCUAGCCUUCGAUUUUUUCCGGGAAAGCUUCGAUCAAGGUGGAGUGGUCCGUAUGAGGUGAUUAAAGUUCUUCCUUAUGGAUCUAUAUUUAUCAAGGACCCUCGCACAGGUUUUGAGCAACAAGUAAAUGGUCACCGCCUUAAGCCCUAUUUCGAGACCUCUUUUGAUAUGGAAAAGUACCGCUACCAUUCCAGUUUUAUUGACAAAAAUCUUGUGUGGAUGCUAGUUGUGAAUGAGUUGGAAUCUGGCUGCAGGACAAUUAACAUUUCUGGGCAUUAUUUUUACAGCCAGCCUGUUCUGGGCGCACGCUUAGCACGCCUAGGCGCAAAAAUGGUUAAUUGCGGAUUGUAUCAAAAAGUGGAAAAAGGGGCUGAAAUAGGCACGACUGGAGAAAGAACAAGUCUUCAAGCUGUUAUGGGUGAAUUUUAG